This is a messenger RNA of Telopea speciosissima, 507 nucleotides long. RefSeq lists its product as uncharacterized. Bases 1 to 507 code for a protein of 168 amino acids. Lineage: Eukaryota; Viridiplantae; Streptophyta; Magnoliopsida; Proteales; Proteaceae. The transcript has a single exon. The record is from RefSeq and is a predicted model, not a curated record.
AUGGCAUUAGUGGCGAAGUGUGCAUUUGGGAGACCCACCCUCUGUGAGAUUAAGCGUGCCCUGCAGUCGUCGUUCCACCUUGCGGCUGAUGUGCAGGUUUCUACAUUGGACUCGCGGCAUAUUCUUCUACUCUUUGUAAACCAUUCGGACUUUGUGAGGGUUUGGUUGAAAGAAUUGAUGGUGGUUAAGGGUUUCACAUUUAGAUUCUUCAAGUGGACCAGAUUCUUCAAAGCAAGGCAGGAGGCGCCUAUGGUUUCGGUUUGGGUCUCGUUCCCGAACUUGCCGAUAAAUCUGUAUCAUGGGAACUUCUUCAGUUUUGUCGUUGGGGCAGUUGGAAAGGUUUUGAAGGUGGAUGGGGCGACGGUGGGCUGCACGAGAACUGUCUCGGCUAGGGCUUGCGUUGAGGUGGAUGUUCGCUCGACUCCACCGGAGAAGAUAUGGAUUGGCGGCGGCUCAUCGGGGUUUUCCAUAAAGUUGUGGUUAAGCGAUGGCUUUCCUUCUGUAUAG